Messenger RNA from Aspergillus welwitschiae, 1064 nucleotides. Its product is annotated as DNA-directed RNA polymerase core subunit RPB10. Gene Ontology annotation, molecular function: DNA-directed RNA polymerase activity; zinc ion binding; DNA binding. Lineage: Eukaryota; Fungi; Ascomycota; Eurotiomycetes; Eurotiales; Aspergillaceae. The record is from RefSeq and is a predicted model, not a curated record. The coding region runs from base 116 to 340 and encodes 74 amino acids. Gene Ontology annotation, cellular component: RNA polymerase I complex; RNA polymerase III complex; RNA polymerase II, core complex. The transcript is spliced from 5 exons. Gene Ontology annotation, biological process: transcription by RNA polymerase I; tRNA transcription by RNA polymerase III; transcription by RNA polymerase II.
AAAAACUGCACCCAUUGUCUUUGGCGAGUACCAGCAAUAAGUGAUCAAGACAGAAGCAUCGCUUCCUACCUUUCUCCGGCCUCUCAGACUUCUACGGAAGAAGUAAUCAGACCAAAUGAUUAUCCCCGUCCGCUGUUUUUCUUGCGGCAAGGUUGUCGGAGAUCUCUGGGAACGUUAUCUUCAACUUCUUGAUGAGGGUAUACCCGAUGGUGACGCCAUGGAUCAGCUUGGAUGCAAGCGGUACUGUUGCCGCAGAAUGAUCAUGACCCAUGUCGAUCUGAUAGAGAAACUUCUGAGAUAUAAUCCUACUGAAAGAGACCGAGCGAAGAACCAAAUAUGAAUUCGAGCUUUACUCGCACAUCCAUAAGUGGGGAAAUAUCUCUGUUGCUUCCUCGUAUGGUCCAAUCAAUACAUUCACGACCUUGUACAGAACCAGAAUCCGCUGCCAGAGAUCGUUGGCCUACAAUGGGUUAUUUGCACGGCAUUGCUAGAGGAUGGACCGUCCAUAUAUUUCAUCUUCCUUCUCUCUGUUACCUACUCCUCCUCGCUUUGCUUGGUUUUUCCUGGACUCUAUGAAGAUGUCGGCGUUUGAUUUGGAGUAUUAUCACGUCUUGCCAGCUCCAUCAUGGUGUGACAUGUUAACCGCAAUCGUUGAGUACACUGGUUGCACUCAUACUUAUAGCUAUUUCUCUGUCUGCGGGUGAAGAAUAGCUACAUAUCUCUGCGCUCAGUGGCUUGGCCAACUUGGUCUUAUUGGUUAAGAAUGAUCGAGUACGGACUGGCUAUCAUGUAUAUCAGAGCAGCUAAACUUCUAUUAUCGACUUCACGGUUUAAUUGAUCGAUAUUAUGAAAUGCAGAGAGCAGUAUGGCACCAUUACCAUGCUUGGCGGCUAUUAUACUUUGUUCCAGAACCACCGGCAGGUAACCCUGGGUGCCCUGUAGGUACAGCUAAUCUCCAUAGGGCACCUGGUCUAGUCUCGAAACAGUACUACUAGUACAUAUCGACCGCAAAUUCUCGUGAUUUGCAAGGGACGAAUGAGAUCAAUUGCUGCGUCAACUCCCAG